This is a messenger RNA of Didymodactylos carnosus, 1512 nucleotides long. NCBI's taxonomy places the organism in Eukaryota, Metazoa, Rotifera, Eurotatoria, Philodinida, Philodinidae. The record is from the annotation of a GenBank genome assembly.
AUGAACACGACUGAUGAGACGUUACAAUCGAAAAAAACAGAUAGUGAUACACCUCAGUAUAAAUGGGUGAUACAGCCGCCAGAUGGCGGAUUUGGUUGGGUCAUCGCACUUGCUGCCAUGAUGUGUAAUUUGUUAAGUAAAUCGAGUGAAGCAACAAAUUUAUUUGAUUUCAGUUUACAAGAGUCCUUCAAAACAACCGACAUGUUAAUCUUGAUGGUUGGAUCGAUUCCGUGUGGUGUCUACAUGUUGGUAGGACCAAUUGUUAGUGGUUUGGCAAAUAAAUUUGGUUGUCGUCCAAUAAUCAUAACUGGGAGUAUAGGUGCGGCCAUGUGUAUGAUACUAUCGACGUGGUCUAAAAAUGUUUAUCAUAUGAUGAUUAUUUACGGCGUAUUUGGAGGUAUCUUCUUUGGCAUGGUGUAUUUGCCAUCUAUUGUUAUGGUUAGUUUUUAUUUUGAUGAAAAGCGAGCAAUUGCUAAUGGAUUGGUAACCGCUGGCACAGGCAUUGGUGCUCUCUCUUUUGGACCAUUGGCUAAUUUUUUAUUUGCUAAAUUUGGAUGGCACAUAGGAAUGUAUAUAUUUGCUGGUAUGAUGUUAAGCUGUAUACUAUUUGGAGCAAUUAUGAUACCGUUGAUGCCUAAAAAUGGCGCGACAAAAAAGUAUGUCACAGCAUUACCAAAAAUGUCACAUUGUUACUUUAGUAAAUUGGGUUUUAUAAACAAAAAGGCGCCAUUAUUGUCAACACCAAUAAUAGCCUCAGGUGAAUUGCGAAGAAGUGGUGAUACCACAGUCAUUGUUUCCAGUGCUGAUGAUUUAACUCCACCUUUAAAUAUUUCUUCUGAAUAUCCUCGUAUUCGAACAUUAUCAACAUCAAGUAAAGCGUCAUCGGGUGCACGACAGAAUUUAUCCGCUUUUACAAAUCCUGAAGAUGCUGGAAGACCAUUAUACAAAAAAGAUAUUUUCCUCAGUAGUACACAAAAUCUCUAUCGAUCAUCAUCAGCAUUUAAUUUAUCUGCAGAAAGUGGUACCGGGAAAUAUAUGGCAUCAAUAACAAAUAUUCCCACUCAGUUGCAACAAGAACAAGGAACAGUGGCUGUAUCAGCCGAAAAAACCAGUCGUUUUAAAGCAUUUAUAGAUAUUUUAGUGGCAAUGCUUGAUUUCAGCAUAUUGUCAAACAAAAAAAUGUUAUUAAUAUGUAUUGGAAACAUUUUUUCAAUGUUAGGUUAUUAUUUACCGAUAAUGUGUCUCGUUUCGUUUGCUAUCGACGACUUGAAAAUGGAAAAAACAAAAGCAAGUUUUUUGUUGACAGUGUUUGGUGCAGCAAAUACAUUUGGACGUUUUGCGGGCGGAUGGUUGAUUUUCAUUCCAGGACUUAAUGCAUUAAGAGUGCAUAAUGCUCUAUUAUUCAUCGCUGGUAUAUUAACAUGCUUGGCAGCAUAUGCAUAUGAUUUUAAGACAGCAGCGCUUUACGCUGGAUUGUGCGGUUUUGCUAUUGGUAAGGAAACACACCUUUGA